Porites lobata is the source of this 1671-nucleotide messenger RNA. The record is from the annotation of a GenBank genome assembly. NCBI's taxonomy places the organism in Eukaryota, Metazoa, Cnidaria, Anthozoa, Scleractinia, Poritidae.
AUGUUAAGGCAAGAAGAAAAACAACCAACUUUGCCAAAAGUGGCAUGUACCCCGAGAUCAAGAUCAAAGAAGAGGAGAACACGUGAAGGAAAAAACGCGAAGAAAGUUACUACAUCAACAGAAACGAAAAAGGAAAACAAGCACAGGCUUAAACAUUCAACUGGUCACGAUAUGCAAAGAAUCGAUUCUGGUAUUUCUGGUUUAACUGUGAAAAGAUCUUUAAAAAGAAGUCAAAUCGAAAGCUCGUCGCAAGACGCGGAUCUGAUUGACAUCAGCCACGACUUUGAAAUGCUGCAAUUGCGUUGCGACGACAUCAAUGAAGACUCUCACAGCAUGGUUGCAAUAACUUCUCGGCCUUCGUCAAGUGCAACAUUGAACCUUGACGAAGUUAAUUUUAAUCGCAAUUUCGAAGAUGAUUCUGAUAAUGAAAACUUGAGGGGAAGUGAAACCGGAAAACAAAGAAUUCCAACAGCCAAAUAUGACCAGAAAGGAUAUUCUACUAGUUUAGGUUUAGAUAACAGUGAGUCUCCAAGGCUACAAGAUAUUAAACUUGAACAAACUGACACAGGUUCAAAUAAAUCUGAAAAUCACAAUAUAACUUCGCCAAAUACCGUGAAACAGAUUGAUCAGGGGAGAGAAUCCGGACCUGAAAGAAAAACAAAAUCAAAAGUUAAAACUGCUUGGGAGCUGAGCGAUAAAUUCCUUCUUACUACCGACUUUCCAGCUGAUGUUUGGGAUGAGAAAAAACCAAGAAAAAUGUCUCUUGGCUCUAGAAGAUUAUCAUCUGAUAUGCUAAGUGAGAGUUUUCCCCCCUUAUCGUCGACAGUUUUUGAACCAAGAAGAGGAUCAUUCCCGAGUUCCCCGUUAUAUUAUUCGUUUUCAUCGCCUAAAAUGCCGUCAGAACUUCCAUCACUCUCAGGAAGGCAAUGUAAAGUUCAACUUCCUCCCAGUUUUCCUUGUGUUACACCGCAAACACAUGAAACCGAACCAGAGUCAUCAACUGACAACCUUGACAUCAUAGGCUGGGAACAAGGGCAAAUUAAAACACAAAUUGAUCGAAAACUGCACAACAACUAUUUGGACGUACCCAUCGCGAAACAGGCACGAAGACAAUCUGAAUCCUCUUCUUCAAGGGCAUCGCCCAACUCAAGUGGAUCUCGUUCCCUUAUGGCAUCCUCAGAAUAUCUGGCAAUGAACGCCGCCUCCACUGAAUACCUUGCUGCCCGAGUUGUCACUCAACUGAACUGCGCUUUUAAAGAAACUGUUGAUGAAAGUCAAGUAGAGAUCGCGACUAGGGAAAAUUGUGUCACACCAAAUUUAAUGCCUCGCAGACACAGUGCCGUAUUUUUUCGGCCACCCACCAGUAACGACUUCGCUGAAAAAGCGAAAUCCCUCAACGUGCCCUCAAUCCACGAGUACAGCAAAAGUCUGCCGAAUUUGUAUAGUCGAGACAAAACUAAACGAAUGUUUGUGACUUUUGAUAAAGAUUUUCCCAAUGUAAAAAUUGUUGAUUUAAAGGGGAAGUCUGAUUUAGCGCACAAAUGCCGUCGUAUAAACCGCAGAUUAGCCAAUGAAGACUUGAUGGUGAAGGCUAUGCUCGAAGAGAAAGUUCACAAAAAGUCAUUGAUAAAGAAAUGGGUUGUUUCUUCCACGGAAGGAAGUGAUCUAUAA